AUGGUGAGCAAGAGUCCAAACCUCUUCCAGGUGAUGGUGCCCUGUCAGCACAAAGGCUGUCCUCAGACCUUUACGACCAAAUCUGCCAUGAGACUCCAUUACCGGGUGGCGCACCUGAACCUCAAGGAGUAUCUCUGCAGGCACUGCGGGGAGGUCUUUGCCUACAAGCGCGUGCUGCGGAACCACUGCGAGAAGGUGCAUAAGAUCCUGCCGACAGAGGAGGAGCUGAAGCCUUGCAAGGAUGAGCAGGAGCGUGCCAAGUACGCUCGGGUGGAGCCUCCGCCGAAGCAGGCUCCGCGUCCAGAGCUGCGACCUACAAUCGCCCAAGCCGAGUUUUAG
Molecule: messenger RNA, 339 nt
Organism: Symbiodinium necroappetens
Lineage: Eukaryota; Dinophyceae; Suessiales; Symbiodiniaceae
Source: the annotation of a GenBank genome assembly